GUUAGAAGAAAAAUAAAAGAAGAAAAGAAAAAAAAAAAAAAGAAAAGAAAGAAGAAAUUGUGAGAUGCAAUGUGCGAGUGCGACCAUUUCAAGGCGAGUUUAGCGCAAAUGAGAACCCAAUCUCUAAUCCGUAGAGAGACAAGAGAGGGAAAGAGACGACUAUGGCGAUGAUGCUGCUUGAGAGCACUGUAAUUGUCCUCCUUAUGCUGCUUUUGAUCCUCCUCCUCAUCUUCCUUGCCUGCAAACCAUGGCGCUUCUUUUUCUCCUCCACUUCUUACACUCUCAAGGUUGGUGACUUGGAUAGGCCCCUUGUUUCAGAUGAAGUGGAAAGCAAUGAUUGGGCAAGAAAUUGUGAUGUAGAGGGAGCAUGUUAUCAAAAUGAAGGGUCAUUGUGUUUGUCCAGGCCUGUUGGACUUGUUCAUGAACAAAGGCUUCCUUCUGAAUCACCUCAUUUGGUCCAAGGAGGUAGUUUGGUUUUAGAUGUUUCAGAACCUACAGUGGAUGUUUCAGUUGGCCAAACCAUAUUUCGAAAAGAGCACCUAGCUGAACUGCAGACACAUGUUAGACAGGAAGAUCAAAGUCCUAUAGUGGAACCUGGUCUGCAAAAUGAUAAAAAUUUUCAGGAAUUUGUGCCCAAGGUUAUCCCUGAUCAAAGAAGCUGCCUCUCUUUGGAGGUCAUUUCUGGUCCUUGUUGUGGGCUCCAUUGUUCUAUUCAGUCGACAAGUACUUCAAGGCUUCCAUUGACUCUCGGAAGGGUUUCUAGUGACUUGUUGUUGAAUGAUUCAGAGGUGUCUGGAAAGCAUGCAAUGAUUAACUGGAAUAUGGAUAAGAAAAAAUGGGAGCUGGUAGACAUGGGCAGCCUAAAUGGAACACUUUUGAAUUCACGGCCUAUUAAUCAUCCAGAUUCUGGAAGUAGGCACUGGAGUGACCCAAUUGAGCUGACAAAUGGAGACAUAUUAACACUUGGCACAACUUCAAGUGUACAUGUUCAAAUUACAUCUACAGCCGAGAACGAGAUGCCUUUUGGGGUAGGUAUGACAUCAGACCCCAUGUCUAUGCGUCGAGGUGGAAAGAAGCUUGCGAUGGAAGAUGUGUGCUAUUAUCAAUGGCCCCUACCUGGCAUUGAACAGUUUGGAGUGUUUGGUAUUUGCGACGGGCAUGGUGGCAUAGCAGCUGCCAAGUCUGCUAGCAAAAUGCUACCUGAGAAGGUGGCCAAUAUUUUGUCAGAUUCACUAACAAGGGAGAGGGUUUUAUCACAAUGUGAUGCUUCAGAAGUUCUCAGAGUUGCAUUUUCUCAAACAGAAGCUUCCAUGAAUAACUUUUAUGAGGGUUGUACUGCAACUGUGCUUCUGGUUUGGGCUGACAGUGAUGAAAAUUUCUUUGCACAGUGUGCCAAUCUUGGGGAUUCAGCUUGUGUUAUGAAUGUCGAUGGAAAGCAGAUUAAGAUGACAGAAGACCAUAGAGUAACUAGUUAUUCUGAAAGACUUCGAAUCAGUGAAAUAGGAGAACCAUUGAAAGAUGGGGAUACACGUCUUUGUGGCUUGAACCUUGCGCGGAUGCUUGGAGACAAAUUUCUGAAGCAGCAGGAUGCCCGAUUCAGUUCAGAACCCUACAUAAGUGAAGCUGUACAUAUACAUCAAGCAAGUAGAACUUUUGCACUGUUGGCAAGUGAUGGCUUUUGGGAUGUCGUUAGUGUUAAGAAGGCAGUUCAGCUUGUAGUUCAGAUGAAGGAGAGAGACUCUACACGUGGGGAGAAUCCUGCUGAGAUGGUAGCUAAUUUUCUGUUGAGCGAGGCUAGAACGCUGCGGACAAAGGAUAACACCUCCAUAAUUUUCGUGGAUUUUAACAGAAUCUAGGAUAUCUUGUAAAGCUGUGUCCUAAUGUAAAUUAAUAGUUUUUAGUUUACAGUUAUCUUCA
Molecule: messenger RNA, 1917 nt
Organism: Manihot esculenta (cassava)
Lineage: Eukaryota; Viridiplantae; Streptophyta; Magnoliopsida; Malpighiales; Euphorbiaceae
Product: protein phosphatase 2C 70
Exons: 13
Coding region: 162-1856 (564 amino acids)
Biological process (GO): protein dephosphorylation
Molecular function (GO): cation binding; protein binding; protein serine/threonine phosphatase activity
Source: RefSeq, a predicted model, not a curated record